Molecule: messenger RNA, 1321 nt
Organism: Colletotrichum acutatum
Lineage: Eukaryota; Fungi; Ascomycota; Sordariomycetes; Glomerellales; Glomerellaceae
Exons: 1
Coding region: 232-1020 (262 amino acids)
Source: RefSeq, a predicted model, not a curated record
AGGUAGGCUUGGAUUGCUACGUGUAUAUACAAAGCCUUCCGGUCCCCCCGCGAGCGAUCGUCGCACACAGAUUUUUGAAGCGGUCAAGAAUUUGCGCACUCAUCCCACUUAUUCUUGCUCGUCCUCAGAGUCGUUUUCAUGGACGCACCACGCUCGCUCUAAUAACUAGAAUAUAAAUCCUGUCACUCGCUAUAUCGCAACGGCGUACCGUCGUAAACAACCUGUACAAACAUGAUUAUCCCUCUACUCAAUACGAGAUCGGGCGCAAAGACCGACUCCGAUCCCGUAGCUGCCGACUUCACCGCCGGACCGACCACUGGCGGCGGCGGCCCCAGCCAACAGACUCUCAUCAUCGUCUCCACAAUCCUCGGCUCAGCGCUUCUCCUCAUCAUCGCCAUCGCUGCCUACUUCACAAUAACCCGUCGCCGCCGGAAGAGGCAAUUCGCAGAAGAAUACAAAAAUGCCUGCCUACGCGACCCAGAUCUCACGUGGGAGGAGUACACACGGCGAACGAAGCUCACACAGUCGCGCAUCAUGCUGGCCGAGGAGGAGUUGAGGGACACGAUCAUCCGCAAGUCGCUACAGAAUAGGUCAUCUGUCACAGUCACACCCGUCGCCGGCUUCACCGCCGCCACUCCGGAUACACCCACCGAGCCCGUCUCACCACCCGCCAGAACACGGUCUAGGACGUGGCAUGGACGCAGUAGAUCCAAGACGAGCAUCGAUGCCGAGGAAGGCGAAGGGUUACUCAUGUCUCUUCGUGGCGACUGGACAGAGCACGAAGCGCGCGUCGAGAGGACGUGGCAGCUUCUUCACAAGAAGUACCCCACGAGGCGGGUGACGCUACCAGUUGAAGAGGAGUCCGGCGGUCCGAUACGGCCGCCUACAAUCCGUUUAAAAACGCCGCCGUUGCUUUCGCAUCCCAUGUUUCGGGGUUGGAAUGCAGAGAACACCGUGAAGCACUCCAGUUUGCCGACUUUGCCAACCGAGCUAGAGAAGAUAAGGCCUGCACAAAUUUGAUGGAGUAAUGUAUCAGGUGUAAUGUUCAUGUCUAUAAUGUCUAUGACGUAUCAACGAAUAAUGGAAUUGGCCCGGAGUUGGCCCAGGGCGGCGUUUGGUCACGGUAUAUAUGGAGGCUCUAGACGACUGAGAUAUCAACAGAACUAGGCCAUGGGCUACAAGAUUUGAGAUCUUGUAAAUUCAAUCGCAAAAUUUCUAAAUUGGUUUUCAGGAUUGAGUCAGUUCAACUAGUUUAUUAUUCCAAAUACCGCUCAUCAAAUCGACAAUCAUCAUCAUAGGGGAUGAGGAGCAACAAACCGAU